Molecule: messenger RNA, 1389 nt
Organism: Charadrius vociferus (killdeer)
Lineage: Eukaryota; Metazoa; Chordata; Aves; Charadriiformes; Charadriidae
Gene: XKR7
Product: XK, Kell blood group complex subunit-related family, member 7
Exons: 4
Biological process (GO): apoptotic process involved in development; engulfment of apoptotic cell; phosphatidylserine exposure on apoptotic cell surface
Cellular component (GO): plasma membrane
Source: RefSeq, a predicted model, not a curated record
CUCCGCACGCUGUACCUGGGGCUGCAGAGCCGGUGGCAGGCCGAGCACCGCCGCCGCCACUUCUACUGGCGGAUGAUGUUCGAGAGCGCAGACAUCAGCAUGCUGCGGCUGCUGGAGACCUUCCUGAAGAGCGCGCCCCAGCUCGUGCUGCAGCUCAGCAUCAUGGUGCAGCAGAACAGCAUCGAGCCGCUGCAGGGGCUCUCGGCCUCGGCCUCGCUGGUCUCCCUGGCGUGGAUGAUCGCCUCCUACCAGAAGGUGCUGCGGGACUCGCGGGAGGACAAGAAUCCCAUGUCCUACAAGGGGGCAGUAGUGCAAAUCCUGUGGCACCUCUUCACCAUCGCUGCGCGCGCCAUCGCCUUCGCCCUCUUCGCCUCUGUGUUCCAGCUCUACUUUGGCAUCUUCAUCGUCACCCACUGGUGCAUUAUGACCUUCUGGAUCAUCCAGGGCGAGACGGACUUCUGCAUGUCCAAGUGGGAGGAGAUCAUCUACAACAUGGUGGUAGGCAUCAUCUACAUCUUCUGCUGGUUCAACGUCAAGGAGGGAAGGAGCCGCUACCGCAUGUGCAUCUACUACGUCAUCACACUGUCGGAGAACGCCGCUCUCACCGUCCUCUGGUUCCUCUACUACGACCGCAAGGCCACCUCUGACUUCGACGCCUUAAUCCUUGUCUGCGUGGUCAGCUCCAGCUUUGCCCUCGGCAUCUUCUUCAUGUUCAUCUACUACUGCCUCUUGCACCCCAACGGCCCCAUGUUCGGCCCCCACACCGGGGGCUGCAUUUUCCGACAGCGGCCAGCCCCAGUGCCGGGGUCCCCCACAGACGCCGUCACCAGCCCUCCCCGCUCACUGCCGCGGACUACAGGGGGGGAGCGGGACGGGGCGCCGGGGGAGCGGGACAGCUGCGUGCCCGUCUUCCAGGUGAGACCCUGCCCCCCACCGGCACCGGCUGCCCGCGCCCCGCGGACAGAGGGGCCCGUCAUCCGCAUUGACCUGCCCAGGAAGAAGUACCCAGCCUGGGAUGCCCAUUUCAUCGACCGGCGCCUGCGGAAGACCAUCCUGGCGCUGGAGUACGCGUAGCCCACCACUCCGCGCCUGCACGGGAAGGUCGGGGUGACAGCGGAAUGGGGCUGGACGUCGCUGGGGUCACUGGUGCUAACUGGUGCUAACUGGAAGCCUCGGAAAAAACUUUUGGAGGAGGGUGCAGAGGAUGUCUGGGGGUGGGCAGUGGGCCAGGCCCCCUGCGACCCGCACCCCUCCUUCACCGCCAGUAAUGGGCAGACCCCGGCGGCAGGGGUCUCAGCAGCAGGCAGCACCGAGCUGGGGGGGGGCAUGGGGCAGCCAUGGGAGCCGAUCCUGGUCCCAGAGCUUGGCCACCCUCCUGCCACCCAGUAG